Messenger RNA from Guillardia theta CCMP2712, 462 nucleotides. RefSeq lists its product as hypothetical. Lineage: Eukaryota; Cryptophyceae; Pyrenomonadales; Geminigeraceae. The transcript is spliced from 2 exons. The record is from RefSeq and is a predicted model, not a curated record. The coding region runs from base 1 to 462 and encodes 153 amino acids.
AUGUCUCAUGGUACUUGUCUGAGAGUCCGCGGAGGCGGCAGAUUAUCUCUCGGGGAGAAGCGGUGGCGACGGAAGCAAGCACGGGAGCAGUUUGCGAGGAAGGAAGGAUAUGUGAUGAAGCCGCCGGUCAGGAAGAAUAAGAGGGAAGAGAAAUAUUUCAGCUCGCUGAAGAGCAUCUCCUCGGCAGCCUCAAACAUCGCCGAGAAGAUUCCUGUGCUCGAGCAAAAGGUCAAGAAGCACGACGACUUGAACACGGCAGGGAAUAAGAUGAGAGAGACUGCGAGCAUGCGGUUGAAGUCGCUAGAGGAGAUGGAGGCUCAGGCACGAGAGCUCUUGAAGAAAGUCCAGCAGGAGAAGGGAGCAGCGAUGCGACAGCGGCAUGGAAGCAAGAAGAACCGCAAGAAGCUUCAGAGGAAGCAGGCGAGAAUCGAUCAUCCCACCAACUGGCGCUCCCUCAUGUAG